GAUGACGACUUUCGGCGCCGUGGCGGAAUGGCGGCUUCCAUCUCUGAGGCGAGCGACGCUAUGGAUCCCACAGGUGAGUGGCGCGGGAUGCGCGCCUGAGACGGUCCGGCGCCCUGGGGGCUUCCCCGAGCCCCUGCGGAGGCCAUCUCCGUUCCUCCGCGAGCCCCAGGACUCGGGCCGGCCAGCCGGCUCUGCCCAGGCAGGGCAGGCUGGGGAGUGGAGGGCCCCGGUUGAGUCUUCUGCCACCCCUCUGGGCCAUGCCUUUGUGCCACCUUCCCGCGCGGCUCGUACACUCUGUCCCGGUCCGUGGUUUGCUAAGAAGGCCAUUUUCAACUCUCCACUGGAGGCUGCUAUGGCGUUCCCUCACCUGCAGCAGCCCAGCUUUCUACUGGCUAGCCUGAAAGCUGACUCUAUAAAUAAGCCCUUUGCACAGCAGUGCCAAGACUUGGUUAAAGUCAUUGAGGACUUUCCAGCAAAGGAGCUGCACACCAUCUUCCCAUGGCUGGUAGAAAGCAUUUUUGGCAGCCUAGAUGGUGUCCUCGUUGGCUGGAACCUCCGCUGCUUACAGGGGCGCGUGAAUCCUGUGGAGUACAGCAUCGUGAUGGAAUUUCUCGACCCUGGUGGCCCAAUGAUGAAGUUGGUUUAUAAGCUUCAAGCUGAAGACUAUAAGUUCGACUUUCCUGUCUCCUACUUGCCUGGUCCUGUGAAGGCGUCCAUCCAGGAGUGCAUCCUCCCUGACAGUCCUCUGUACCACAACAAGGUCCAGUUCACCCCUACUGGGGGCCUUGGUCUGAACUUGGCCCUGAAUCCGUUCGAGUAUUACAUAUUCUUCUUUGCCUUGAGCCUCAUCACUCAGAAGCCACUUCCUGUGUCCCUCCACGUCCGUACUUCAGACUGUGCCUAUUUCAUCCUGGUGGACAGGUACCUGUCAUGGUUCCUGCCCACCGAAGGCAGUGUGCCCCCACCACUCUCCUCCAGCCCAGGGGGGACCAGCCCCUCACCACCUCCCAGGACACCAGCCAUACCCUUUGCUUCCUAUGGCCUCCACCACACUAGCCUCCUAAAGCGACACAUCUCUCAUCAGACGUCUGUGAAUGCAGACCCCGCCUCCCACGAGAUCUGGAGGUCAGAAACUCUGCUCCAGGUUUUUGUUGAAAUGUGGCUUCAUCACUAUUCCUUGGAGAUGUAUCAAAAAAUGCAGUCCCCUCAUGCCAAGCUGGAGGUUCUGCACUACCGACUCAGUGUCUCCAGCGCCCUCUACAGCCCCGCCCAACCCAGCCUCCAGGCCCUCCACGCCUACCAAGAGUCGUUCACGCCUACUGAGGAGCAUGUGUUGGUGGUGCGCCUGCUGCUGAAGCACCUGCACGCCUUUGCCAACAGCCUGAAGCCAGAGCAGGCCUCACCCUCCGCCCACUCCCACGCCACCAGCCCCCUGGAGGAGUUCAAACGGGCUGCUGUCCCGAGGUUCGUCCAGCAGAAACUCUACCUCUUCUUGCAGCAUUGCUUUGGCCACUGGCCCCUGGACGCAUCGUUCAGAGCUGUCCUGGAGAUGUGGCUGAGCUACCUGCAGCCGUGGCGGUACGCGCCUGACAAGCAGGCUCCGGGCAGCGACUCCCAGCCCCGGUGUGUGUCGGAGAAAUGGGCACCCUUUGUCCAGGAGAACCUGCUGAUGUACACCAAGUUGUUUGUGGGCUUUCUGAACCGCGCGCUCCGCACAGACCUGGUCAGCCCCAAGCACGCGCUCAUGGUGUUCCGAGUGGCCAAAGUCUUUGCCCAGCCCAACCUGGCUGAGAUGAUUCAGAAAGGUGAGCAGCUAUUCCUGGAGCCAGAGCUGGUCAUCCCCCACCGCCAGCACCGACUCUUCACGGCCCCCACAUUCACUGGGAGCUUCCUGUCACCCUGGCCACCAGCGGUCACUGAUGCCUCCUUCAAGGUGAAGAGCCACGUCUACAGCCUGGAGGGCCAGGACUGCAAGUACACCCCGAUGUUUGGGCCCGAGGCCCGCACCCUGGUCCUGCGCCUCGCUCAGCUCAUCACACAGGCCAAACACACAGCCAAGUCCAUCUCCGACCAGUGUGCGGAGAGCCCGGCUGGCCACUCCUUCCUCUCAUGGCUGGGCUUUAGCUCCAUGGACACCAAUGGCUCCUACACAGCCAACGACCUGGACGAGAUGGGGCAAGACAGUGUCCGGAAGACAGAUGAAUACCUGGAGAAGGCCCUGGAGUACCUGCGCCAGAUAUUCCGGCUCAGCGAAGCGCAGCUCAGGCAGUUCACACUCGCCUUGGGCACCACCCAGGAUGAGAAUGGAAAAAAGCAACUCCCCGACUGCAUCGUGGGUGAGGACGGACUCAUCCUUACGCCCCUGGGGCGGUACCAGAUCAUCAAUGGGCUGCGAAGGUUUGAAAUUGAGUACCAGGGGGACCCGGAGCUGCAGCCCAUCCGGAGCUAUGAGAUCGCCAGCUUGGUCCGCACACUCUUUAGGCUGUCGUCUGCCAUCAACCACAGAUUUGCAGGACAGAUGGCGGCUCUGUGUUCCCGGGAUGACUUCCUCGGCAGCUUCUGUCGCUACCACCUCACAGAACCUGGGCUGGCCAGCAGGCACCUGCUGAGCCCUGUGGGGCGGAGGCAGGUGGCCGGCCACACCCGCGGCCCCAGGCUCAGCCUGCGCUUCCUGGGCAGUUACCGGACGCUGGUCUCGCUGCUGCUGGCCUUCUUCGUGGCCUCUCUGUUCUGCGUCGGGCCCCUCCCAUGCACGCUGCUGCUCACCCUGGGCUAUGUCCUCUACGCCUCUGCCAUGACACUGCUGACCGAGCGGGGGAAGCUGCACCAGCCCUGAAGGUGUCAGCUGCCUUCAGAGCAGGCUGGAGGGAUUUGCCACACAGCCCCACCCUUGGGCUGAGAGGACCUGGGAAGCCCCUCCAGGAGGGAACACGGUCAUCCUCGGGCUUCUGGAGCGGGGUUCCUGCAGCCGCAGAGGCAUCUGGAGGAAACGCAACCAAGAAAGGAAGGCAGGUGGGCCCCAGCAAAGGAGUAGCUGCCAGGGCUCAACAGCUACGCUCUGUGACAGCGCAGAGCUCAGCGGCGGCCUUUCCCUCCCUCCGCCAAGGACUCACGGCCAAGCCAGCUCUCGGGGCCUUUUUUCCACUGCCCAUUUGGCUACUCUGCUGCACCAAGCUUGGGAGCCAGCCUGCCAACAGCCACCUGGGCCUGGCCUCCCCACUGGCUGGCCUUGAGGUUGGCAGAGUGGGUUGUGGCGCUUCCUCUCUCUGUGUGGGACCAGGACAGUGGCUUAAGUCUCCACUCCAGGAAAGAAUCAAAGUUUCUAGAGUUGUGAGAAAACCAGAGAGUGGCUGUCCUGAUUCUUCACUGUGAGGGGCGUUCUUCAUGUUCUCCCAGCUGUUCCAAGACUGGGCCGUAGAAUUCCAUGUUUCAGGAGCCUAAGACCCUCCCAGAGCCCAGGGGCUUCACCGCAGACCCCAAGCCAUUGAGCACAUCACCCAAAGCAGUGGCCAACAUCGCGGACCCCUGUGCCUUGUCACAGAUGGGUGCUGGUCCUCAGGCGUUGGGGACACUGCUGGGUCGAUGGGGUCGGAUUCUGCCAGUUUCUGCUCUGCAGCCAAAGAUGGUCAGAAGCAUUGUCACUUCAGUAACAUCAAGUGCUCAAAGACAUGGCAACCGUUCAGUGGUACUUAAGUAUUCAAAAUAUACAACUACAGAUUCUCUGACAGAAACCAGCACGGGGUCUUCACCUUCAUUCACCCCACAGGCGACAUGCGAGGGAGAACAGCAUCUCAGUGGUGAUUUCCAAACCAAGCCUUUGUUUUCGGUGUGGGGUUUUGGGGGUUUGCUUUAAUGUUUUUGAAAUUGUAAAUGUUGGGCUUUGUAUUUUGAUGUAAACUGAGCAUAAUGGCAUUUUAGGGCCUGUGACCAAAAAUGAAGCUUGUAACGACCAUGGAUCUGAAUAAACAUGUCCUUGCUUCUGAGUCUUCUGGCACCUGG
This is a messenger RNA of Homo sapiens (human), 3999 nucleotides long. RefSeq names its product sphingomyelin phosphodiesterase 4 (gene SMPD4). The coding region runs from base 2 to 2836 and encodes 944 amino acids. The record is from RefSeq and is a predicted model, not a curated record. Gene Ontology annotation, molecular function: sphingomyelin phosphodiesterase activity; sphingomyelin phosphodiesterase D activity. Gene Ontology annotation, cellular component: endoplasmic reticulum membrane; Golgi membrane; sarcolemma. The transcript is spliced from 20 exons. Lineage: Eukaryota; Metazoa; Chordata; Mammalia; Primates; Hominidae.